AUGGUGAACGAGGAGAGUAUGAAUGUGUUGCAACUGUUGAGGGUUUUAAUCCAAUUCAACAAAACUACUACCUCCACCUUAUUGGAAAGCCUGCAAUUAAUCUUACAGAAAAUGAGCAGACGAGUUUUAGUGAAUCCAGGGAAUUAA
Messenger RNA from Enterobius vermicularis (human pinworm), 147 nucleotides. Lineage: Eukaryota; Metazoa; Nematoda; Chromadorea; Rhabditida; Oxyuridae. The record is from the annotation of a GenBank genome assembly.